This is a messenger RNA of Daphnia pulex (common water flea), 1270 nucleotides long. RefSeq lists its product as uncharacterized. Gene Ontology annotation, biological process: proteasome-mediated ubiquitin-dependent protein catabolic process; regulation of proteolysis. Gene Ontology annotation, cellular component: nucleus; cytoplasm. The transcript has 2 exons. Bases 115 to 1203 code for a protein of 362 amino acids. The record is from RefSeq and is a predicted model, not a curated record. Lineage: Eukaryota; Metazoa; Arthropoda; Branchiopoda; Diplostraca; Daphniidae. Gene Ontology annotation, molecular function: ubiquitin protein ligase binding.
AAGAAAAACCAAAUCAGUUGAAGGUCGAUGGUCACAGUGAUCUGACGUGUUGUAGCUCUUCUCGUCGUUAAAAAAGAUCUUCAAUCGAAAUUAAUUUCACCAUCUUUUACCGAGAUGGACGAUACGAUAAAAGUGCCCAUCACUUUCGAGAAAGUGGAUGACGAUUUGACGUGUGUGAAAUGGACAACAUGGCUGAAUAAGACAACCAGUAUUUGUCAAGCAAGAGAAACUGAGAGAUUCCAGCUGAAUCACGCCCCCUUCGAUGUUUGCUACUUCAACGUCUCGUGUGUGUACAACUUCGUAGUCAAAGACGAUGGCUCACGGCGGUAUUGUUUCGAGAUCUUUUUGACGCAGGUCAAAUCGUUUAAGAUGGCCACCGUGAAUGUUAACGACACUUCACCGGUCUCGCUCAUCGGCCCGCUAGAUUCCCACCGACGACGACCUUACGCUGUUUGGUCUACAAUCAACGGAAAUGCCAUCACGUUGAAGGAAGUAGGCCUACGUCAUGGAUUCUGGAAAUCGAGCAAAACGUAUGCUAGUAUCGCCAAUCUGCAGCCGCCAUUGAUCUCCUGUUUACUCUGGAUCAAGUUCAAGAUGUUCGGUGUCGGUGAGAUCAGCGCCCUGAAUCACAUGGCGGAUCUGUUGGCUCGUCAAACUCAUUCGGAUGUCCAGUUCUGUUUUGGUAACGGCGAGAAAAUCGGCGGGCAUGUGGCCAUCUUGUCAGCCAGGAGCCCCGUCUUUGCCGCAAUGUUCCAGCACGACAUGCAAGAGUCGAAAACGAGAAAAGUCGUCAUCGAAGAUAUUGUACCCGAGAUUUUUAAAGAACUGCUCCACUACAUCUACUCCGGCCGGUGUAGCACUCCGUUGACUGAAGGCACGGCUCAACCGCUGUUCGUGGCCGCCGACAAGUACGACAUCAAAGACUUGAAAGAAGAUUGUGUCCAGUACCUCUUGCCAUGCGUCACCGUGAAAAACGCCGUUGAACUACUGAUUUGGGCCGACCUGCAAUCGAUCGACAAGUUGAAGGAAGCGACUCUGGAUUGCGUCAUCAGCAAUGGAAAAGAAAUUUGCCACCAGGAAGAAUGGGAGAAAUUGAUGAAGAGCUAUCCAGACCUUUGCUUGACUGUAACUCGACGUAUGGUGGAUAUAGCCAAGUUUCCUUCAUCAAAGAGGUCGCGGACUGAGUUUAAGGUUCCUGGUUAACUCAUUACACUCACUUGUUUCGUGAUUGCAUUUUGUUUUGGGAAAAUACAGGCCUUAACGAACGGAA